CCAAGAAAAACCCUUGAUUCCAAAAACUCCCCAUUUCUGAACACAAUUUCCCUUUCUUUCUUUCUUCUUCUGAACAAUCAAAACCACUAUUUUUCUACUUCUGAACAUAGUUUCUCUUUUUACACAUCCAGAAAAAAGUAGGGAAAACAACCCCAAAUUUCGAUCAAGAUGAAAUCAAUUACCUCACCACAGAAUUUGCUUCUUUUUCUUCUUCUUCUUCUUUCAGAUUUACUUUUAUUGCUUUACUCGGUUAUAAUUCGGAAAAGGUCUAAAAACUCAAUCAAUCAGAAGAGAAUUGGAAGAAGAAAAGACUGACGUACUGAAGAAAAAGAAUAAUCGAAGAAGAGAAAGAGAAUUCUAAGAGGAAUCGGAUAGGUGAUCUAAUUGAAAGCAUUAAUUCAGUGGAAAUCAAUUCCAAUCCCUUCCCAAGGAAAUUUUCAAACGCGUCUCAGGAUGGACUUAAAGCAAAAAACGUUCUUGUCGGGUAAAAGAAAAGUUCUGGAUGAGGAUAAACAGAUGGGUUCUGGGUCUGAUUCCUCGCCGCAUAACCCUUGUUCACAUGCUGGCCCAUUUAGACCCUCUUCACGUGCCGGUUCAAUAAUCAUGCAUUUACCAGAAAUUUCUCAGAUUGGGAGCUUUUCUCUUGCUCACAGCCCACUCAGUGCUGCGAAUAAAAAAUCAAGUUUCUCUCAAUACAGACCAUGUCCACAUGCCGGUGCAGGAAGCAUGCCUCUAGCAGAACUUGCGAGCUCUUCUCUAGCUCAAAAGCAACCCACUGGCGAUAGGGCCCUCAUUGAUCUCGUCGAUCGUGCGUUCCGUCGAUCCAAGAUAGUUUUACAUAAGCUUUAUGAGGCGGCGCAAGGAAUAAAGUUUCCGUUCGAGUUUGCCGAUAGUCUAGGAGAUGACCAUGUCAUACUAUUUAGAGACUAUUGUGGGGAGAGGAUUUGUGCAACCGUACGCCAUGAAGUUGACGAGCAAGAAAUGGAUACCAAGGGAAGACAAAUUCUGCUCGACGUAAGUGUCGCCAAGCCUACCGGUCAGACCCUUCUAUUUGGUCUCAAGGCUAAUGAGAAAGACGGGAUAAGCAUUAUGUGUAUGGGAUUUGAGAGUCGUAAAGGUCCUGAUGAAUACAAGAAGGCCAGGCCAAAUUUCUGCGACUUGGAUGCGAACCUGCAAAAGGCUAUGCAUGGGUAUCUAGAAGCCAGGGGGUUUGUCCCCAUGACCAUUACGAUUAUUUGUGAUUACCUGCAUGCAAGAGAGGUGAAAAAGAGCACUAUGUUUUUGAAAGGUUUGAAGUCCUUCUUUUCUGCCUAACUUGAAAGAAGCAAAUUUUGAAGAAGUAGAAGCUGGCAGUUUUGAAAAGAGAAGAUAUUGGUGAUUUGUGUAAAGAAGAUAGAGAUUUACAAGUGUGAUAAUAGUUAGAGAUUUAAAAGAGAGCAAGGAACUUAAAAGAUUUGCAGAAUGACUCUGGUCUCUUGUUUUUAUAGGAUGAAUGAAUGAAUGAAUGUUAUGGAACCUCACAAGUGGUAUGUAUUUACUGAUGGAAACUUCAUUUUGUGGUC
Molecule: messenger RNA, 1562 nt
Organism: Papaver somniferum (opium poppy)
Lineage: Eukaryota; Viridiplantae; Streptophyta; Magnoliopsida; Ranunculales; Papaveraceae
Exons: 4
Coding region: 454-1314 (286 amino acids)
Cellular component (GO): mitochondrial matrix
Source: RefSeq, a predicted model, not a curated record